UCCAUGGCUUUGAGAAUUCAUAUUCUUUACCCAAAUCAUUUCCCUGCACAAUCCACAAACUCCAAAACCAAUUGGACCCCUUCCAUGUAUACCCUCAAGAAUCAACCCAAGUUUCACAAAAUCUCAUGCACCAACAACGACGACAUGAGUGAUUUAGAACUGGCUUUAGAUUUUGCAACAGAGGUUGGAAAGAUGAACACCCAGAUGUUACAGAAACAGGAAGCACUUAAGAAAAGUAAAGAGCUAUUGUUUGUGGAGUUUUGCAACUACACGGGCUUGAAAUCUGAUGAAAUGAAGAAGAAAUGGAAGAAAUUUAGUGAUGAGGAAAAAUGGGUUUUGAUUAAAAGUUUUGUUUUAGAAUGGAGUGCCCAUUUUCAUCCAUUAUCUGCUAGGUCUGUUAAAGAAUUGGUUGAUGAGUACUUGGUUGAAAACACUACUCACUCCUCUUCUUCUUCUUCUUCUUUUUUCCCUGGUCUCAAAAAAUUGAUGGGGUUUUCUCAGGAUGAUGAUGAAUAGAAUGAGUUUCAGUUUUUUCUUAUUGAUUUUUAGCUAUAUUUUGAUGUAUUCUAAGAAAAAUUUAUACUUGGAUAAAUUAGCCAUUAUUCUUCUUU
Messenger RNA from Lycium ferocissimum, 611 nucleotides. RefSeq lists its product as uncharacterized. Lineage: Eukaryota; Viridiplantae; Streptophyta; Magnoliopsida; Solanales; Solanaceae. The record is from RefSeq and is a predicted model, not a curated record. The transcript has a single exon. The coding region runs from base 4 to 516 and encodes 170 amino acids.